GGGGCUGUUCCCUGCUCGGGGGCGUCCGUCCGGCAUGUUCUAGUACAGCCCCGGUUGGCGUUGUGCAGGAAGAACUGCCGGGAGCUGCGGAGAGAGAAACGCAAGUUUCGAGAACCGCUGCCACAACUUCCCGAGCCAGGAGGUCCCCCCACGGCAGCCGCCGCCACAGACAAAAGAUCUAGGAGCCAGCCUCGCAAAAAUGGCGCUUCCCCUUUCCAGAGAGUUAGAAAGAACUACAGGCUCCGGGCCAUACUGGCCCCCAGCCCGUACAUCAUCGCCGCCCACCACUAACACCAUUACCGAUUCUAACUCUGUCGUCGCCGGGCAAGAGUAAGGAGGCUCUGGACAAGGACAGAAUUAGGCCUGCGUUGACUACUUGGUUGGAGGUGCAGCUUGUAUAGUUCCAAGUCGUCAGGAUGCCGAAACCCGGAAAGGAAGACGAAGAGAGAGGAGGAAGAGAGGUUUUCCGGCGUCUGUGCUCGGUGAAUACUCGACAGCCUUGUCAGGUCAUUUUUUGCAACCGCAGCCCCCGCUUGGUAAGCCCGGUCUGGCUGGACUUCGAUGGCAAACCGCGCCCCUAUCCGAGCCUGAAACCGCGCACGGGCCGCCGGAUGCACACCUAUCAAGAACAUCUUUGGUUGUUCAGAGAUGCUGGGACAGAUGAUAGUCUUCUUGUGAACCAAGCAGAGCUGUUUGUGGCUACCCGCAAUAUGAAUGGACAACCUGUAUUUGCAAAUAUUACAUUACCAGUGUUCACUCUGAAGGAAAGAUGUCUUCAAGUUGUCCGCACUUUAGUAAAACCAGUGGACUACAGGAGAUUAGACAUUGUUCAGUCAUUAUAUGAAGAUCUAGAAGAUCAUCCAGACAUUAGAAAAGAUCUUCAGCGGCUUUCUCUGGAAACGAGUGAUAGGCUAAGGAGUAGAGAUGAAGAGUCAUAAGUGGGAAAAUUACUUUCACUAAUAAAUUGCUAAGUAUAAGAGGCAUUAGCUGUGCUAUAUGAACAGAAAAGAUGUUAACAUUUCAUAGUGUUUUAGGAAGUAGCACUUGCUUUUGUUUAAGAUUUGUGACGUCAUUACAUGCGGACAGCCAAAGUCAUGGCACACUGAGACUAAGUAGUACCAUGCUACUGUUGAAAAUACUUGGCUAAAUCUUGUCUGGGCAAAACCUACACAUACUAUCUUUUACAUUAGACCAAAUGCAAACACUUGUCCAGAUAUCAUAUGAUAGAAGAUUAAAAUGUUGACAAAGCUGUUUCAUGUGACUUUCCACUUUUAAAAAAGACAGGUUUAUACUGGGUGUUUAGAAAACACCCUCUGUGUAUUGUCAUUGGAAGUUGGGCAGAUUUAAUUUAACUCUCAUACUGAAGGAUAAAUUAUCCUUAAACUGUAACUCAGCCUAUAUUCAUAUUUCAAAUAGAAUACAAGAGGUUAGAAUUCUAUGGCUUUACUUUUUCUUGUGCCAGUGGUUGCAGCUCAUUAUUUCAGAUUACAUGCCAAUAUGCUUCCAGUGUGCAAUAACUGCACUCUGCCAUAUAUUUGCCCCUUGUCUGUCUGUGUUGCUCUGGACAUUUUGCUGUAAUGGGAGCUGCUACUGUUCCCACUUCAGCUAAACCAAGAGCCUGUGGUGCAGGGAAAGUCUUUUGCUAGAUCAUACUUUUACACUCAAUCAAAUUUCACUAUUGCAGUGAGCGUGAAAAUGAUAUCCUGCUUCCUUUGAGGUUCCAGUAAAGAGCUCACCCCCAACAACUGCACCCUACCUUCUUAGAACUCUUGGCAAAAUGUUGAAGCAACAUUAUGAAGCUGACUGCUUUAGGACAUAUUUUUGUUUUGAUCUACAAAGAUGAUCAGUGGAACACUAAUUUGUUGGUUGUCAGGUGUCAAUCCAACAUCUUUACUUUAUGAUCUUACACAUUUCUUUCCACUUGAACAUGUAUCUUGACAGGACUACUGUGAAAUGAAAUUGUUAAAAACAUCAAGGUAUAUUGAAUUUGUUGUAAAUAGUUAUCUUUUGUAAAGUUACUAGUUAGUGAAGUAGGUAUGUACUAAUUUUUUUAGGAUACUUUGUAAAUUUAUUUUUAAAGUUAAGGCUUGAAGAAUUUCUGCACAUAUGAUAAAUCUGUAUUUUUUAUGUUACUGGUCAAAUAUAAGCACCCAUGGACCUUUCCCUUGGAGUUCUGCAGGUGAUGUUGCAUUCUAGCAAGGAACAACUGCUUGAAGGAAGAGGCAAGACACUGUUUAAAUGCUAUUUUUCAGUUUGGGCAGGAGAUUCCUGUCAGGACAGGGCUGCUAAAUAAUUUCAUUCCCAAAGUUUAAAAAUAGCAACAUAAAGCAGAAGAAAGUGUUUGUGAAAAUGAAGUCCAUGCAACCUAGAUUUCUCUACCUAAACAUUCAGUUCUGUGUCUGAACUCUUGGACGUGCCAGGGCAUAUUCUCUUGAUACUAUUCUAGAAUUCACCCUUGGGAGCAUUGUUACAUUUGUGUGGUUUGUGGUUUGUUUGUUUUUACCCCAGAUGAAUAUGCAGUGAAGAUCAGCUACACAGACCAAACUAUUUGAACUGCAAUUUUGAGGUUUUAAACAUUGUUUUUAAUAUAUAUUCAAUUAUUUCUCAACAUUCCAUACAAUGCAAUUUCAUGUAUUUUUUUUGAACUUCAAGGCAUUAAAGCAGUUUGUUUCUUAA
Molecule: messenger RNA, 2676 nt
Organism: Rhineura floridana
Lineage: Eukaryota; Metazoa; Chordata; Lepidosauria; Squamata; Rhineuridae
Gene: VHL
Product: von Hippel-Lindau tumor suppressor
Exons: 4
Coding region: 417-938 (173 amino acids)
Source: RefSeq, a predicted model, not a curated record